CCAAGGACUGGUAAACAACUGGAUCUUCGAGAAAUUCCAAGGCAAAUUUGGCUUGUGCUUACUUUAAUUAGUAUCUGGCAAUACUUUUGCUGUCAAUAUGACAAAUAAAUAUAUCUGUACAUAUAAGAAACUAAAAAGUUCGUGGUUUAUUACGAAAUUUGUAUAAAUCUUCGGUUAAUAAGUGAAUAGUAAUUAUGCUCCAGUCCUUCAGAUCUGCUGUCCAAUCAGCAUUAAUUAUAUUCCAGAUCACAACUACUAUACCAGGGUAGGUAUCCAAUUUCUAAAAUGUAUUAUCGUCUGGUGUCAAAUAUCUCCAAACAACCGUCUAAUGAGAGUUCAAACGAACCAAUAAAGUUCUUUGGGAGCAAAGCUGCAACCUGGCGUGCACGUGAUACGAGAAGUGGCGGUUCUGAGGACACGUUAUGGUUUCAACCUUAUGUCAUUUCUGGAAGUUUGGCUGUAUUUUUACUAUAUUUCUGCGUACUUCGGGAGGAAAAUGAUAUAGACAAACGACUAGAAGGUAACCUGUUUGAUCAAGUUGCGGGUCUGGAAGAAGUACAACUUACCGUAAAUUACAAAUAUAACAGAGAGAAUGGUUUGGACACUUCGGAAAUUGAAAAACGCUUAUUAGAACUAGGAGUCGACAUAAAGCUUUUAGAAUGAUAGUUGAAUACAACGAUAAUAGCGUACAGAAACUAAGACUAAAUUAAUAAAUGAUGUAUGUUUUCAAAGUCCCUCAUGGUAUUUUAUAGAGCAAAUCCAUUUUAAUGUAGUUUUUCAAAAUAUCGAUUAAGAUAAUGAAAAGAAAUAAUUUAAUUGCCUAUGCAAGAUUAACAUUAUGCUAAUUUGAAAAUAAAACGAUUGUUGUGUUGAAAAUGCCAAA
Messenger RNA from Bactrocera latifrons, 883 nucleotides. RefSeq lists its product as uncharacterized. NCBI's taxonomy places the organism in Eukaryota, Metazoa, Arthropoda, Insecta, Diptera, Tephritidae. The coding region runs from base 286 to 663 and encodes 125 amino acids. The record is from RefSeq and is a predicted model, not a curated record. The transcript is spliced from 2 exons.